Messenger RNA from Thamnophis sirtalis, 1671 nucleotides. It is a transcript of the gene GRXCR2, whose product is annotated as glutaredoxin and cysteine rich domain containing 2. Lineage: Eukaryota; Metazoa; Chordata; Lepidosauria; Squamata; Natricidae. Gene Ontology annotation, cellular component: stereocilium shaft; stereocilium base; microvillus. The record is from RefSeq and is a predicted model, not a curated record. Gene Ontology annotation, biological process: sensory perception of sound.
CAACAAACAUGCUUCAUUGACUGGAUAUGUGAAAACUAGCACCAGGUGGUGGAAAGAUGCCUUGGAAACUAUCGUUGCUGGACAAAUUCCUGGGAAUUUCUGUGAAAAACCAACCCCUUAUGGAUGAGUUCCAGAAGAAAUCCAGCCAAAAGCAUGAUACAAGAUCCCGAAAAGUAAGAUUCAAAAUUUCCUCAGCUUACAGUGGUCGAGUCUUGAAACAAAUGUAUGAAGAUGGGCAAGAGCUUGAAAUCCCAGCAGAAGACUGCCCCCAUAAUUGUCAGUCCUGGAAUUUUGAACCCCGAGACAAUUUAUUGGGGAUUAGAGAAAACCCAGAUCACAGCUUUUAUCCAUCAGCUGGACUGAAUGCCCAGAGGAUCAGUGUUUUCAGAGAAGGGAACAAAUACACUCUCACAAGUAACUCUUCCCUUCUGAAUGAUGACAAGGCUGAUGGUCAUAUGCAUCCCCGCAUUUUAGAUUUUGGGAGGAUUAUAAUCUAUACCAGUAAUCUAAAAAUAAUCCGGACACCACUGAGCAAGAAAGAGCUAAUGCAAAGAAUCAUGCAAAAUGAAGGUGUUGAUGAUAGCUCCUUCAUGAACUCUGAAGAAAGAGGAGGAAGUAGCAGUGUUCAAAGCAAUGUAAACAUAAACAGUGAUGAAACUGAAUCAGACCACAACCGACAUGUUUGGGAAGGCGAUGAGAACAGCUGCUCACAGUGUAAAGGAUCAGGCUCUGCCCCCUGUGCUGUGUGUCAUGGAAGCAAGUUUUCAAUGUUGGCUAAUCGGUUUAAAGAGUCAUACAGAGCUCUGCGAUGCCCUGCCUGUAAUGAAAACGGGCAGCAGCCCUGCCAGAUUUGUGUUUAGUGACUCUAUCUGUUCUUUAAUUUUUCUUAUUUUCUUUCGAAUAGAACAGACCCCAUCAAAUAGUCUAUGCCCAUCCAUCUUCUUUGGCUAGAAAGCUACCUUUUUAUGUCUGGUUGUUAAACAGUCUUAUCAAUUGCCAGCCUUUCCACUGAAUUAAAAGAGCUGCCACAUGUUUCAAGACAGCUUUUUUUUUUCUGAUUUCAGUUGAGUGAAAGUAAAGCUGCACUCGCAGAGUAAUAUAAAUGCCAUAUAAAAAGGACGUAACUUUGGCUAGCUCGUGUUCUCGGUUCCUAUGGUCUUAUUUUUUUAAAAAGAGAACAGACGUCAGCAUAAUAGAAGAAACAAAAUUUGUACAACCAGGAGUAUCAAAACAUAAGAAGAAAACAAAUGUCAGAUAUAACGGGACUGUUUUAAUAACCUUUUGAUUAAAAAGUAUUUUUGGAGUCAGGCAACCUUACCAAAACUAAAACAAACAAACAAACAAACAAAACACACACACACACAUACAUACAUAGCUGCAUGCCUACCUUUCAGAAAAUUAGCCAUCUGGAAACUCUUGAGGUUAUCCAAACUAUUUGCAAAUUAAAGUUUCCAGGGCUCCUUAAGCAUUUAUAAGCUCUUGUAUCUCUUGGCAGAACAAAAGUUAUUGUUUUGGGGCUUGCUAAAAUAAAAAUGAGACUCAAUUUGGUGUACUGAUUAAGACAUCAAGAUAGAAAUCAGGACACUGUAAAUUUUAGUCCUGCCUUUGGCACAAACCAGCCGGAUGAUCUUGGGCCAGUCACUUCUUCUAAGCCUUAGUAAGGAGGCAAUG